AUGGCAUCACCAUCUCCUUCAACAACCCCCAACCCUUCAUUGGUCACCAAUGUUCAAGCUCUGCGGAACUUCCUCGCCACCAUUGGCCCUUCCUCUAGCAUUUAUGUCGAUCUCGAAGGCACAAACCUCGGCCGCGGGGGAACCUUGGAUCUAAUCACCGUGCUGGUCCCCCCCGAUCGGAAAGUUCGCAUCAUCGAUGUCAAGGCAAUGGGAAACCAAGCCUUCACCACUCCGUCGAAAAAAGACGACAAUGUGACCUUGAAGUCGAUUCUGGAAGACCCAUCCAUCCGCAAGUACCUGUGGGACGUACGCAAUGACGCCGACGCUUUGAAAUCACUGUACCAUGUUGCUAUCUCUGGGGUUAUCGACCUCCAGUUGCUCGAGAAUCUCACCCGCCAAGGUAAUAGUUUUUACGUCACCGGCUUGGACAAAGCCGUCGAGAACGAUUUACGACUUGAUCAGCAGGAGCAAAUCGAAUGGAAAAAAACGAAAGAGGAUAUUCGCAAGCGCAUGGCUUCAGGCGACUCAGGCAUCUUCUCUACUCGACCGUUCACGACGCCGAAAUAUCACAGCAUUCACGCCCAAGGAGGCACAGUAGACGAUCUUCCAGCCCCCGAGGAGAAGAAGACAUCCGGCGGUGCCAAAGCUGAAACAAAUGGCCAUGCAGCACCUAUCACAGCAGAGGAAGGGGAGAUCGACGAGAGCGUCCCAAUGGACGAGAGCGACGAAACAUCGCACCCAGCAAUCUCGGAUGUCCAACACUCCGCAGAUGCGAACAAGGUUGGAGGUGGGCUAUCUGGAGGCCAGCCUGCGGCGCCGUUGGGGCCAGGACCAGGACCGCAAGUGUUGCUUGGAUCAGUCCAAGAUGAGGAGCUCAAAAAGCUGCUGAUGUCUUGGUAUUAUGCAGGGUAUUACACGGGCUUGUACGAGGGAAAGCAGCAAGGGCUCAAACAGGCCCAGCAGCAAGACAAAAGUUCUUGAUAGGAAU
Molecule: messenger RNA, 988 nt
Organism: Podospora pseudocomata
Lineage: Eukaryota; Fungi; Ascomycota; Sordariomycetes; Sordariales; Podosporaceae
Exons: 6
Coding region: 1-981 (326 amino acids)
Biological process (GO): nucleobase-containing compound metabolic process
Molecular function (GO): 3'-5' exonuclease activity; nucleic acid binding
Source: RefSeq, a predicted model, not a curated record